AUGGUUGUAAAACUUUCAAGUAAUCAGACAAAUUAUGUGUGCAAAAGAAAAGCUGGCAGAAGUAUUGUCGAUCGACGCCCUAUUUUUUCACCUGACGAUGAAUCUGUCCUCGUAAUAGCCGAAAAUGUGGUGCGCGUUUAUAACGUGAAGACCGCUGAUUGGACACGAACCCUGGAAACUGAAUCUGCAGUUAAGGAAUUAAUUGCCAUAGAAUUUCCCGAAAAGGAAGACUACAACUUGUGUGGUUGCUCUGAUCGAGGCGUUGUCACAACAUGGACUUGGGAAAAUGGUGCAGUCCUCAGAGAAGUUCAACUACAAAUCCCCAACGGCAGCAAAGUAUGGUCCUUCAAUCUUAUAAAUGAAAGAAUAUGUUUUGUGCUUACUGGCAAUCCGAUGAGCAAAACUUUUCACAUAGCAUCAUACUCCAUCAGAACAGGAGAGUUGGUGACUUAUUACAAUGAAAUUGGUGUGAAGUUUAACGAUAUACUCUCUGUGGCCAUUGGCUCUUCAGUGGGAGAAGAAUUCGCAGUGAUUUCCAAUGGUCAAAAUCUGGUUCACAUACAAAAUCUCGACCGGCCAGAUGUCUGUGCUGUCCUCACCACAAGAUUCAGGAUAUUAUCUGUGGCUGCCAACCGGCGAGGCAUGGUUGCCUACACAGACGCCAUCGGCAGGGCCAUGGUGCUUCGGGGAGACUUGUAUAACCCCGAUCGAAGAGCUCAAGAGCCCUUGCACUGGCAUUUCUUGCCUUUGCUAGCGGUCGCCUUCUCUGCAAUUGGUAACUACUUAAUCACGGGUGGCAUGGAGAAAGUGCUGGUGAAAUGGACUUUCAGUGACCUCGCCCAGAAAGCCAAUGAGAAGAAGUUCAUCCCCCGGAUGCCCGGCUUCGCUCGGUUCAUAACGGCUAGCAGGUCCCAUAUUGCUGUUGCUCUUUCAAAUAACUCGAUAGUUCUCGCGAACCUGGAGAUGCACGUGACGAACACAAUCCUGGAAUGCGGGGGGCUGACGUCCGUGAAUCGUUCACUGGGCUCCACGCUCAUCUACUUCAAGCCCACGGACUCGCUCAUCAUUCCGGGCCGGACGGGGUUCCUCCAGCUGUACUCCACCAAAACGGACAAGGUUUUAUAUAAUAUCGACAUAACAGAAAUGAACAGCAUUCCAAGCGAACGAUAUAACAUACUCCCCGUGGAGACCGAAGUGACGUGCGCCGCAGUCAGCGCCGAUGGCAGAUGGUUAGUCACAUCCGAGUACAGGAACGACGGCAUCAUCUACCCCGAAGAGAAGCUGAAGUUCUGGUCCUCCUGCCGAGACAGAACUUGCCCGUUUAAGCUAAACACUUGCGUGAACCUGUCUCACGGUGGCCUCAACGUCGUCUCUAUCGCUCUGAGCAACAAGAGCGACUUUUGCGUGACAUCCGGCAACGACCAGAAGUUCCGCGUCUGGAGACUCGACAGGAACGAGAAGAAGUCCAGAUGGACCUGUCUCACGGCCUGCUACUACUCAUCUGGGGUCUCCCACAUCCAGUCCAACCCGUUGCUGAACGAGUUCAAACAUGGGGAGAUGCUCGGUCUGGUGGAGAAGGGGGAGCGUAAAUACUUGACUUGCGACUUCUUCGAGCGCGAUCAGAUAAGGAAUGUCAUCAAUAUACACAAGACGAAGUCUGUGGUGGACGACAGGAUUGUCGCGAAGUCUGUGUACCGGGGGGAGCUGGCGAUCGGCGGCGUGGCGAUAUCCCAGGACGGGUCCUUGAUAGCGGCCUGGUUCGGGCCGAAGCUUACUCUGUGGGACACGCACUUGUGCAAUCUGAGGGCGACUCUUGCGCACCCCGCGUUGAGGCCGAAAGGUGUACACGUGCUGUUCGGGAACAAUGAUGCGGCGCAUUAUUUGGCGUGCACCACGGAGACCUGCCUCGCUGUUUGGAGCCUUCUGUCUCUGACCGUCACCUACAUCGUCCAGAACAGUCCAACUUGCCUGGUCGCCGAUCCCUUCUCCAACAAAAUGGCGGUUGUCAAUAAGGAUAAUGAUGUUCACAUAUUCACCCCGCACGAGUCGACCCCAGUACUCUCGAAGAAGGGAAUCCUCAACCCCCAGGACGGAGUCUUCACCCACUGCGCCUUCGGAAACUCUUCGGGGGCCGACAUAAGACUGUACCUCAUGAGAAAUAGUUCGGAGCUAUACUGCCUCGAGCCGGAGAAGACUGCCGAGGCGAAGCUGGAAGUCAUAUCGCACAGAAACGUCCCCAAGUCCAAGUUCAGCUUACUUCUUGCUGAGCAGCAAGUCUCAGAGGUCAGAGCCACGUCGGCUGGCCAAGUGCAGCAAAUCAACACGGACAGUCUGGCGGGGAGAGCAGUCUCUGAGUUCCUAUCAGGAGCACCACACAUGAUCCCACCAGUGGGAAUGCUAAGCACAUCCUUCCUCCAACUGAUAUCUGGAUACGCGGAGGUGGAAGAAGCAGAAUCCUCAGAGGACGCUCCAAUGGAGGUAGAUUCUUCAAGUGACGAUGAAGAGGCGCCCAAGGUCCAGGUCCCGAAGCCGGAACAGCUGUGCAAAGCGGACUACGACACGAUUAAGAAUAAGAAACUGCAAAGGGUUCUAGACCAGAAUAUUUUGGACUUUGAAACGACCAAAGAGGUCUUUGGCUUGUGA
Leptosia nina is the source of this 2643-nucleotide messenger RNA. The record is from the annotation of a GenBank genome assembly. NCBI's taxonomy places the organism in Eukaryota, Metazoa, Arthropoda, Insecta, Lepidoptera, Pieridae.